UAAACGCAGCUCUACUACUAAACAUGCAGCGUCUUCCUAGACUAGCCGUUGUUAUUGCAGUGCUUUCUCUGCCCCUUAUUUCGGGUGAAGUUAAGAACCUGCUUCAGCACGAAUUUCCAGAUGUGGGAAAGGUUUUCGAGGGUUUUCGGGCAGGUCUCGCACUCUUUGACGUCGACAACGACGGUGACCUUGACUGUCUAACCACAACAGAAGUGGAUUACGACGCCAGCGUGCCAAGUGCAGUAUACAUUUGGUUUCUCCAGGGAGUAAACGGACACGAAGGGCGAAAUAUUACCUACUACGUCCGUCCUGGCGACGGCCCAGGCCAGCUUCUCUUGAAGGACCAAAAUGUUGACGGACCCCUUCAAACGGCUACAAUAUUCUACUCGGACUACAAGGACUGCGUCGUGGUGGACUUGCCUUACGAAAACUCACAAGAAUGCAUGUUAUGGAUUUCUUGGGAAGUGAAGAACAACGUUCCGCAGCGUUGCAUAGACGAAUAUGACGGCAGCUGCGAGAACGCUAAACAAACAUUUGACGAUGAGACCUGUAGCCCUUUCUUCGAAGUCAGUGGAUUGUAGGAUUGCUAUAACAAUGACACAUGGAGCUCAUUUUUACACUAGAGCAUGUCACUACGUUACUCCUAUCUAAAAUAGAUUUCUCACGUUGACAGGGCGUAUAGCACAAUGCUGCAAAGCAACAACUAUACGCACAAUUUUGAUUGAUGGUGUGGAGGGAGCAAACUUUCGGAAAUUUCAACAAUAAAAUUGCUGAUGAAAACGCA
Molecule: messenger RNA, 784 nt
Organism: Dermacentor silvarum
Lineage: Eukaryota; Metazoa; Arthropoda; Arachnida; Ixodida; Ixodidae
Exons: 5
Coding region: 24-581 (185 amino acids)
Biological process (GO): symbiont-mediated perturbation of host defenses
Molecular function (GO): amine binding
Source: RefSeq, a predicted model, not a curated record